Messenger RNA from Onthophagus taurus, 3212 nucleotides. The record is from RefSeq and is a predicted model, not a curated record. NCBI's taxonomy places the organism in Eukaryota, Metazoa, Arthropoda, Insecta, Coleoptera, Scarabaeidae.
CAAACGUCAAAUUCGUACACAGCUCGUCAAUAUGUCAAAUCAUUAUUACAUUUAAUUUUUCAUAACAAAUUCGUAGAUUGAAGAAUUCGACACGCACUUGUGAGAGUAUAAUGAGUUAUUAAAGUUAAAUGAGUGAAAAUUAAAAGUAAGAAAACAUGUCGAAUCCGUUUGCUGCACUUUUCGGUGAAAACAGUAGAAGUAGUACAGAUUCUACUAGAGCAAACGUAAUAUGUGAUACAAUAGAAACUGUGUUUGGAUUUACGUUGAAUAGAUCUAGGGCGAUUGAAAGGAACCUUUUGUACAUGAGUGAUUUGUCUGUUUCAUUUAAUACCGAAGUGAUUACACUUGAAAUAUUAGAGCAUGCACUGUUUGAAAGGCUACUUAUAGACGAUUUUGAACAGUACCUGAUUGGAAAUGAAAAGGAUAAAUACGAAACGAAGGUUUUUAUUUAUCUGUUUAGAUGUUAUAACAAUAAUCUGGAUGUCAAGGAUAGUUCAGUACAAGAAGUAAUAAAAAUGUUAAUCCUUCGUAAUGUUCUAACAUCUUUAAAACAACCGGAACUGUACCAUGUACAAAACGUUUUUGCUCAAUUAUAUGAUAUUAUGAGAAAUGCUGAACCAAAUUCCGAAGUAUUCUUUCAAGAUGUUUAUCAAGCUGCUUUAAAAGAUGAAGAUGGCUUUGAGGGAAUGAAAGAGGCUUACAUAGCCUUUUUAAAACGCAUCCAUGUUGAUAUUGCCAAAUCCACAUUAAUGUCCUUUAACUUUAGUGUUUUUAACAUAUUGAUGUUGUACACAAAUCAUGAACACUUGGCACUAACUCUUUUAGAAUACUCUAAGCCAAGAAUAGAAAAAACCGGGGCUGAGUAUGCAAAUACUCUUUUAGGUGCAUUAUUUUGUGUAUCAAUACUGCCAAAAACUGGUCAUUCCGAAUUUGAAUAUUUUCAAAACCCUUUAGACCAGCCAAGCACUACUGCCCAGGAAGGAGCUCUUCAAUCUAAUAUGGCAACAAUCACCCAACACAUCCAUUCCUUUUUUUUAAAUCUUCUAAAACGUAGUCCAAAUGUAAAAUCAGGCACUCUCCAAUGGCUUGGUGAUUGUUUGAAAUCGAAUGCAGAUCGUGGUAAAAUUUGGGCCAGCCAAGCAGCUGAUUUCCCAAAUCCCACUGCUUUUAAUAAUGUUAGUGAUGGAUAUAUGUUAAACAUGUUAAUGGUGAUUAUAAGGCUUUGCCAACCAUUUUGUUCCCCUGGUAAUGAGGCAAAAAUAUUAAAAGUAGACCCCACUUAUUGUGCAGUAGAGGAGGAACAUUGCGCAACCAAAGGGGUACAUCUAACAAAUUUAUCCAAAGAAACUUGUUUAGUUCCAAUUGAAACCGAAAACUCACAAGAAGUUCAACAUCGAUUGACCGCUUCCAGUUAUAAUUUUGUUACCGAAUGUUUCUUCUUGGGACAUAAAGCUUUUGAUUUAGGUUUUAGGGUGGUAGUUGAUAAAUUAGUUAAAUUAAAUCAGGAAAUGGUUCGAAUAGAACGCUUGUAUAAUGAAGCUGUUAACCAAAGUCAUGGUACAAAUGAAACUAUGGAUGUUAUUAAGGAACGAAUGAAAACUGAAAUGCAAAAAUUCUUUUCCAUAAAAACCACAUUAUCCGAACCUACGUUAGUAGAUAUGUUAUUUUAUUUUACAUCAGCGACAUCAAUGUGGUUUAAUCAAGUAGCAGUUAACAACAACUUUGAAGAGCACUACGCCCCAUUAAAAGAGGUUCAAUUAAAAUUUCCUCUACCAGAACCGAUUCCAGAUACAUUAAAGUGCAUUCCAGAAUUUGUAGUAGAAAAUGUGGUUUGUUUCUUAGUAUUUUUACGCAGAUUCAAUCCGAAAAUAUUUGAAAUCCAAGGUUACGGUCGGAUGAAACCGAUUUUAACGUUUAUUUUAAUAUACAUGAGUUCUCCGGAACGUAUGAAAAAUCCUCACAUGAGGGCUCGUUUGGCGGAAGCUUUAGAAGCUUUGUUACCGUUUCAUAAAGAUGAGCCGGUCGGUUUGAAUACUUUAGGUGGAUUUCAACGGGAGUUACUUUUCAAAACGCACGAACAUCGACAACAAAUUGUUGGUAGUUUAUUGGAGGUUUUUGUUGGGAUUGAAAUGACAGGGCAAAGUGUGCAAUUUGAACAGAAAUUUAAUUAUCGACGUCCAAUGUAUUUAGUUAUGGAUUAUUUAUGGGAACUACCUGAGCAUCAAUCAUAUUUUAGGCAAUUAGCUGAAUAUGCUGAAAAGAAUAUGGAUGCUGUAACCCCACCUUUGUUUUUAAGAUUUGUCAAUUUGCUCAUGAACGACGCUGUAUUUUUGUUGGAUGAAGCAUUGGCUAAUAUGGCCAAAUUAAAAGAGUUACAAGCUGCAAGGGAAACUGGCGAAUGGAAUAGUUUAUCAGCAAUGGAGCGUAGUCAAAAUAUGGGUUACCUUCAUCAUAUAGGAAUGAUAGCUCGUUUUGAUAACAUUUUAGGAAAAGACACAAUUCGCACAUUAGUUAAUUUAACAUCGAAAAUAACGAUUGUUUUUACACAUUCCACAAUGGUCGAUCGUAUUGCAGCUAUGUUAAAUUAUUUCCUAUUAAAAUUAGUUGGGCCAAAUCAAAAAAAUUUUAAAGUUAGAGAUAAUAAAGAAUAUAGUUUUGAACCAGCUGCAACAGUUUUGGAUAUAUGCAAAAUUUAUGUCCACUUGAAAGAAAGUGAAGCGUUUUGUCUGGCGGUAUCCCAAGAUGGGCGUUCCUACAGUCCGCAAUUAUUUAAACAAACUGAAGACGUAUUGGUAAGAAUAGGUGGCGGAGUUUUAGUGGGCGAACUUCAAGAUGUCGCGGCAAAAGUUGCGAAGAAAUCUGCGGAAUAUCAAGCUAAUGAAGACUUGGUAGCUGAGGCACCUGAACAUUUCUUAGAUCCAAUUAUGUCUACUCUUAUGACUGAUCCUGUAAUACUUCCAAGUUCAAAACAAAUUGUUGAUAGGACCACUAUUGCUAGACAUCUUUUGAGCGAUCAAACCGAUCCUUUCAAUCGAUCGCCAUUGACUCUUGACCAAGUUAUUCCCAAUAAAGAAUUGCAACAGGAAAUAACACAAUGGGUUAAUGAAAGAAAAGCUGGCACAAGUAGUUAAUUUUUUAUAGGUAGAUGUUUAUACAUUGUUAUAUCGUUUUUAUUUUAAUAAACUUCUUAGGAACGUGAAAUUUAAAAACAU